AUGCAGACGACUCCUGAGCCCCAUCUCGCGAAUGGUUCGAAUUUGAUAACCACUUUUCAUCUGGCACAGAAGGCACCUCUCAUACUUAAGCGUCAGUCUUCCAGUGUGGAAACGGUCGCACCCUCAUCGUCGGGGGACGACAAAUCUGCGCUACUUUGUACUGAGCAACUAGCAGCUCGAUUUGGCAUGACUGAUGAGAGAAUAAUUGGAUUGAGGGGCAUGUAUGAAGAAGCAGUCGCUGAGAAUCCUACCAGACUUGAAGAAUGCUUGCAAACUUAUGACCUCGCGCUUUCCGAAAACCCCCCCGUACUAAAGCGUCGGAUCGCGCUCCUACGCUCGCUGUCCAGGCCUGUGGAUGCCAUUUCUAGUCUCAUCAACCUCCUAGACGCAGUCCCAACAGAUGCGGAGGCUUGGUGCGAACUUGCAGAUCUCUACCACUCUCAGGGGAUGAGCUCACAGGCAGCUUUCUGUCUUGAGGAGGCCUUAUUAAUUGUGCCAAAUUCUUGGAAUAUUCAUGCGUUCCUCGGCGAAAUCUUGUAUUCGGGUGCCUGUGCUUCUGAAACAACGGAUUGUUCCCAGCUUUUGGAGGUGUCGAUACAUCAUUUCUCUCGCAGCAUAGAACUCUGCACCGAUUAUUUGCGGGGAUUUUACGGAUUGGUCUCAGCGACGUCCCUACUGGGAAGGAACAGACGUCUAAUGGAUCACUCUCGUGACUCUUCACCGGCUCAAGCAAGCCUUCUUACUGACAAACUCCUCGACGAGCUGACCCUUUUCGCAAGAAGCAGACUCGAUGAGAUUGUGAGAUCCCGUUCUUCAGACCAUCAGGCUUGGAAGGAUAACCAAGGCGAGCUCAUUGCGGCGAAGGAGCUCCUUCACCGGCUUGACAAAUCUCCCCUAUAG
Molecule: messenger RNA, 900 nt
Organism: Aspergillus tubingensis
Lineage: Eukaryota; Fungi; Ascomycota; Eurotiomycetes; Eurotiales; Aspergillaceae
Exons: 5
Coding region: 1-900 (299 amino acids)
Biological process (GO): protein folding in endoplasmic reticulum
Cellular component (GO): EMC complex
Molecular function (GO): protein binding
Source: RefSeq, a predicted model, not a curated record